Messenger RNA from Lachancea mirantina, 1155 nucleotides. The record is from the annotation of a GenBank genome assembly. NCBI's taxonomy places the organism in Eukaryota, Fungi, Ascomycota, Saccharomycetes, Saccharomycetales, Saccharomycetaceae.
AUGGCAGUUGAAAAGACGUUUUUGUUCACCAGUGAGUCCGUCGGCGAAGGCCACCCUGACAAGAUCUGUGACCAAGUUUCCGAUGCUGUUCUUGACGCGUGCUUGCGUGAGGAUCCUUUGUCGAAGGUUGCGUGCGAAACUGCUGCCAAGACCGGUAUGAUCAUGGUUUUCGGUGAAAUUACCACCAGAGCACAGCUCGACUACCAAAAAAUUGUCAGAGACACUAUCAAGAAAAUCGGUUACGAUUCGUCCGAAAAAGGUUUCGACUACAAGACCUGUAACGUACUUGUUGCCAUCGAGCAACAGUCUCCAGACAUUGCGCAAGGUUUGCAUUACGAACAAGCGCUAGAAGAUCUCGGUGCCGGUGACCAAGGUAUCAUGUUCGGUUACGCUACCGACGAGACCCCAGAAUUGCUGCCAUUGACCAUUUUGCUUGCCCAUAAGCUAAACAUCGCCAUGGCGGACGCUAGAAGAGACGAUUCUUUGGCUUGGUUGAGACCAGACACCAAAACCCAGGUCACCGUUGAAUACAAGGAAGUCGACGGCCAAUGGGUUCCAUUGAGAGUCGACACCAUUGUUGUCUCUGCCCAGCACGCUGACGAGAUCUCCACGGAGGACUUGAGAUCCGAAAUCAAGUCAAAGAUCAUCCAAAAGGUCAUCCCUGCUGACUUGUUGGACGACAAGACUAAGUACUACAUUCAACCUUCCGGUAGAUUCGUUAUCGGUGGUCCACAAGGUGACGCCGGUUUGACUGGUAGAAAGAUUAUCGUCGAUGCUUAUGGUGGUGCGUCUGCCGUCGGUGGUGGCGCUUUCUCCGGUAAGGACUAUUCCAAGGUCGAUCGUUCUGCUGCCUACGCCGCUAGAUGGGUUGCCAAGUCCUUGGUCAAAGCAGGUCUAGCCAAAAGAGUCCAAGUUCAGUUCUCUUACGCUAUUGGUAUUGCUGAACCUCUAUCUCUUCACGUCGACACUUACGGUACUUCUUCCAAGUCCGACGAAGAAAUUGUCGAGAUCAUUAAAAACAACUUUGACUUGAGACCUGGUGUCUUAGUCAAGGAAUUGGAUUUGGCUAGACCAAUCUACUUGCCAACGGCUUCUUACGGUCACUUUACCAACCAAGAAUACCCGUGGGAGCAGCCAAAGAAAUUGAAGUUCUAA